GGGGAUUAUCCGCGAGCUCAGCUAUGCAGCUGCAAAGACUCCUGCACUGGCUGGACUCCCUUAAGACCUUUUUGUUGCAUUUACUGUAAAGCCAGAAACCAAGGAUUGAUCUACCUUGAUCUCUGUAGACUUACAGUCCCUGGUGUCUGCUUGCCUGACCUCCACCUCACCCACUCUCACUGGGGGAGUGUUUGCAGGUGAAGAUGAACAGUGGGAUUCUCUUCUUGUCCCUCCUUGGCUUCCUCCCAUCAGUGAUACCUACGUGCCCCCUGCCAUGCAAGUGUGCCACCAACAUUAUUGACUGUAUGUCAAAGGGCCUGACUGUAACAAGACUACCAGCGGCUUUCCGGCCAUCGGCUGAAAUUAUCAACCUCAGUUACAACAGGCUCACCUCUAUUCCCAGCGGGCUCUUUGAUAACCUGAACAGCCUCCAAGCAGUGCACUUGCAGGGCAACCCCUGGGAAUGCGACUGUGACAUCCUCUACUUGCGUUCCUGGCUGCAGUGGCAGCAGAACCGGACCUUUUACAGGGAUGUGAGAUGUGCCUCCCCAGCUCACCUCCAGGGCCGGGUUGUCGCAUAUCUGACAGAAGAUGAGAUCAUCUCCACGUGCCAGUACUGGUACUGCUCUCUGGCUCUCUUCUCUCAACUCGUCCUCAUCAUCCUCCUUUUCCUCCAGGCUAUUCUGGUCAUAUUCAUCAUUAUCUACCUGCAGAGAUUUCGGAGAAUGGCUGCUGAAGCCCGGAGCACCACCCGGGAUCUAUACCAGCGUGCAGAUACCUGGUCCCUACAGGAGCAGUAAGAGUUGUAAGAGUGAGGGUCCCCCUCUGCUUUGGGUGUUGCUGUGCUGAAAUCAUGUGGGUUAUGAGACCCAGAGGGGACUAUUUAGUACAGCGUCUCACCCUGACUGCAGCCCGCAGCAGGACCUGGAACUGAUCAGACACUCGUUCUGUUUCCAGGGAGCAGAUCUUGGGCUUCUUAAUGCUUUGAACACCUCAGCACAGUCUUCAUUGCUUUGCUUUUGCUGAAUUGCUGAAAGUAGUUCUGUUUUUUUCAGCCCAAGGAAACCAUAGGCUGCAGCAAGCAGAAUGGCUGCGGCAGCUCUCGAGCUGUCGGGGAGCAGCGCUCCAUCCCUGCGUGCUGCAGUAUUUCAGCCGUGCUUUCCCUGUGCUUGUGGUUGCUUUGGGUAAGGCGGGGACAGAGGUGAGCAGCGAGCGGGAUCAUGGAGCAGCGCUCAGCCCUGGGGCCGGACUGCCUCGCUACCCCCGGCUGAGGGACCUCAGACUUUGUGCUGCCUCAGUCUUUGUCAGUACGACAGGACAGAGCGUGUGUUUCUUCCUGCCUGGUGCAUCCUUUGUAACCUUCUCCUAGGGCAGUGUUUUUAGCCUCCUGCUGGUUUUAAUAUUGACUUCAGUGUGCUCCGCGUUCCUACGGUGCGGUACAGAGCCGGCUUUGAGCCCCCGCCUGCCUGCUGCUGCUUAACGUGCCCCCGAAUUGUUUUUGUAGCGAAGCAAAAUCGGAAUAAAAUAAUGGUGAAUUGUGCUGUAA
Molecule: messenger RNA, 1546 nt
Organism: Gallus gallus (chicken)
Lineage: Eukaryota; Metazoa; Chordata; Aves; Galliformes; Phasianidae
Gene: GP1BB
Product: glycoprotein Ib platelet beta subunit
Exons: 2
Coding region: 204-800 (198 amino acids)
Molecular function (GO): protein binding
Source: RefSeq, a predicted model, not a curated record